CCAGCGGCGGCGCUGCCUCAACCAUAUGACCUCAACGGAUAUGCUAACCGGAAAUGCUGUGAGCGAGCGGGAAGUUGAAAGUUUGAGUAUCUCAGAUAAAACAAAUCCUUUUCUAAGCUUCCUUACUUGUAUUACAGUGAAAGACCUUUCAUAAGAGCAAAGAUGGCGGAUAGAAAUCUUAUGCAGGACUUGAAACGUUGGGCUACAGAGGAGUUCAGUCUCCCCCCGGAAAGUCUGCCAAAUGACAGCUAUUUUAAAACGCUCUGUGUUGGGACAGGGAAAUCAAUUUGGAAUCAUGUCAUCCAGCAUGUUUUCCAACAGAGGAACGUGAGGAUUAUGCGUGGAAAUCUCCAGUGGUACAAAGUUCUUCAAGAUAAAGAACUGAAGCAGGCCGAGGGCCAAAGUGAGGCUGCUAAGCAGAGAGAGCUUCAGAGGAAGAUAGAACAGCUGCGAGCUGAGAUCAGUCAUCUGGACUCUCAGAUCAGUGGAACAGAGGAACAGUUAGCUACACAAGAGCAGUCCAUCAACCGUACCUGGGCACAGGUGGAGGACAGCCAGCGCAGAGAGCUGCUCCUACAGGCCUUCAGGCAGCGCUGCAUCUUAGGCCGGAAGUUGCUCUCCGGUGAUACACAGAAGAUCAGCAUGCACUGCCAGGCACUGGAACAAAUGACCAGGAAAGCAGAGAUUGAAGUGCUGUUUGAUGAUAAGCCAUCUGGCACCAGUGAAGGUGACAACCUUAACUCCAACGCUGCAGCAGAGGCACAGGUCCUGCGUGAAGUGAGACAGCUGUGUGACGAUAGGGUUCACUUCUAUCAGUCUUUGCAAGAGAGUGAAUUGAAGACGGCACACUCUGCAGCCAAGCAUAUGACUCGUGAACAAAGGACUGCUGUGUUUCAGUACUGGCUGAGUGCUGUGGAAAACCUGGUAGCUGGUUAUCCUCCAAACCAUGUCCUCUCAGCAUUGGAGUAUUUAGCUUCCAGAGAGCAGAAGGAACUGGAGAAUAAACUCUCCUCUCUGGAUGUGACACAAGAUGUGACAGCUCUACGGUUUCGCUAUGAAAGUAAUCACCUACUGGACAUGUCGGCAGAGGAGGAAAAUGACUUGCCAUCGGUUAAGACCCUGUUAAGGGCUGCUUGGGAGGAGGUGGAGCAGAGCCUGGUGGAACUGGCACAGACUCGCUCCAGAGUCCGACAGCUCAGAGACCAAUUGCAGGCCCACAAGAAGGAGGCUGAGCUGGAGGUGUCUGGUAUUGCGGAUGACCUGCACAAUGAUACCUUGGCACUAUCAGCUCUGGAGGUGGAACUCCAGUGUGUAAUGAAGGCAGCAGCCAGGGAUCAUAUCAGAGACCGCUGCAUCCAAUUUGACCAACAUGCACGAAGCCGACAGGAGGCGAUUAGGAACCUCCACAGCCAAUGGCAGAGCAUCCUUGACUUCAGACAACUAGUGGCCCUCAGACAGGAGCAUAUCAGAGGUCUGAUUAAGGGAAACUCCUCAGCUAAGACAGAGCUGAUCCGUCUGCAGAGAGAGUUACAGGAAUUUAUCAAUGGCAAAUUGGUACCACAGUUUGAGAAUGUCAUCGCUGCAGCCGACGGUCUCAGGAACGCCAUUUCCAAGGAGGCCAAACAGUUUGGCACGGUUUCACUUCUUGCUCUGGACCGUAGAACUGUUGAAGGAAUCCAAAGAGUCCCCGCAUCAUGGUUGUCCAUCCAUCGCUUGCAGUCCCCGUCCUUCAGCAGCUUGUGUCAGAACCUGGCAUUCCCACUGUACAGGGCUUCAGAGGAGUUGUGUUCCCAGGCGUGCUCCCAGCAGCUUGAGUUGCGUUUUCUCCGUCAUAUACUGGAACUUCACUCUGCUACUCUGCAGAAAACACAGAAGGAGGCGGCGUUGCUCCAUGCAUCUGAUCAGAAAGCUCUGCUGUCCAGAGUCGUGCAGGAGGAUCAGAAGCUUCUGAAGGCUCUGAUACCAAGAGUCAGAGGCCUCACUCAACGUUGCGCCCAAGGCCUUACUUAUGGAGUCCAAGUCAAAACUGCCAUCUCAUACUGGUGGGAGCAGCCUGCCCAGCAUGUCCUACCUGAGGUCAGUAAAGGAGGACUGACUUAUCAGCAGUGGCUGCAAAGGUGGAAACUUGCGGCCAAAGCCUCUUAGGGGGUGCAUCAUAGUUUUAAAAAAUUCAGAGGAGAUUCCUUACAGCACCUUUCAGUGGCAGAGUGCCCAUGCUACAGUAGGUAGAAAAAUGUACAGAUGGCUAUAAUUGCAGUUUUUCAUGACUGGGACUCCUUCCUUUUUUGUUGUAAAAGUCAGUCGUGAAUAAAUCAUUUUAAAUCCAAUAAUUUGUUCCUGUCUUCUUGAAAUGCAUUAAAAACACAAUAAAGUUGUUGAAACCUGCCUCCUGCUCUUGUAUUGAACUAGCUGAAUCAUUGAUACAGUUCGCUCAUAUGCCUACUGAAUGAGCUGCGGGUAUCUGUCAUUAAGCCCAAUAUUGAUCUGUCUGACAGUCAGUGCCCAGCCUGUCGUUGAUAUUCUACUUAUAGGCACAGUGUGAACUAUGUAGCCAUCGUUCUGCACGGACUAACAUUGUUCCUUUGUAGCAGUGAAGGGGGAGUGGAGCAAUCUGAUUCUUGUGAACUCAGCUCCUCCCACCGUUGCGGCUGCGCAGUUCAAUUUUUCACUCCUCUUUUUUUCAAUUUUUCACUCCUACUCUGGCUUCCGGACGCCAAGACAGAUCGCUGCCGCCGAAUUUAAAGAGACAGACGAUAGUUAUUUUAAAUACGAUAAACGGCAACCAUUGUCUCGUAGGUUAUUUUCCGACGCUUCCUGCCUGAGCUUGUUUAAUUAGAUGGUGAUGUUUAAUCAAAGUCGCGGCGAGUAGCAGCUUGUCUGUCAUCACCGUCCACUCUGCUGGGUUUUCCGUCCUUUUUGCGCUGUACCGAGAGUGUCCAGCUAGGCAAAGUAGGGUUGCUUGCUGGCAGGCUGGCUUCCCGACCGAGAGGAAGGUUUGUCGGCUAGCCAACAACUGGAGG
Molecule: messenger RNA, 3020 nt
Organism: Scatophagus argus
Lineage: Eukaryota; Metazoa; Chordata; Actinopteri; Scatophagidae
Gene: haus5
Product: HAUS augmin-like complex, subunit 5
Exons: 20
Coding region: 163-2145 (660 amino acids)
Biological process (GO): centrosome cycle; spindle assembly
Cellular component (GO): HAUS complex; centrosome
Source: RefSeq, a predicted model, not a curated record